This is a messenger RNA of Heterocephalus glaber (naked mole-rat), 1265 nucleotides long. RefSeq names its product triosephosphate isomerase 1 (gene Tpi1). Gene Ontology annotation, biological process: glyceraldehyde-3-phosphate biosynthetic process; glycolytic process; glycerol catabolic process. Gene Ontology annotation, molecular function: triose-phosphate isomerase activity. Lineage: Eukaryota; Metazoa; Chordata; Mammalia; Rodentia; Bathyergidae. The record is from RefSeq and is a predicted model, not a curated record. Gene Ontology annotation, cellular component: cytosol.
CCGGCCGCAGCUGCGCGCUGGUCCUGACCUUCAGCGGCCCAGCUCCCGCGCCAUGGCGCCGUCCAGGAAGUUCUUCGUGGGGGGCAACUGGAAGAUGAACGGGCGGAAGAACACCCUGGGGGAGCUCAUCAGCACCCUGAAGGCCGGCCGCAGCUGCGCGCUGGUCCUGACCUUCAGCGGCCCAGCUCCCGCGACAUGGCGCCGUCCAGGAAGUUCUUCGUGGGGGGCAACUGGAAGAUGAACGGGCGGAAGAACACCCUGGGGGAGCUCAUCAGCACCCUGAACGCCGCCAAGGUGCCGGCCGACACCGAGGUGGUUUGUGCGCCCCCUACUGCCUACAUCGACUUCGCCAGGCAGAAGCUGGACCCCAAGAUUGCUGUGGCUGCGCAGAACUGCUACAAAGUGACUAACGGGGCCUUCACUGGGGAGAUCAGCCCUGGCAUGAUCAAAGACCUUGGAGCCACAUGGGUAGUCCUGGGCCACUCGGAGAGGAGGCACGUCUUCGGGGAAUCAGAUGAGCUGAUCGGGCAGAAGGUGGCCCACGCCCUGGCAGAGGGCCUGGGAGUAAUCGCUUGCAUCGGGGAGAAGCUGGAUGAGAGGGAAGCUGGCAUCACAGAGAAGGUCGUUUUUGAGCAAACCAAGGUCAUCGCAGAUAACGUGAAGGACUGGAGCAAGGUGGUGUUGGCCUAUGAACCUGUGUGGGCCAUCGGUACGGGCAAGACUGCAACGCCUCAACAGGCCCAGGAAGUACAUGAGAAGCUCCGGGGAUGGCUUAAGUCCAAUGUGUCUGAAGCAGUGGCUCAGAGCACCCGAAUCAUUUACGGAGGUUCUGUGACUGGGGCAACCUGCAAAGAGCUGUCAAGCCAGCCCGAUGUGGAUGGCUUCCUAGUGGGCGGUGCAUCCCUCAAGCCUGAAUUCGUGGACAUCAUCAAUGCCAAACACUAAGUGCCAUCUGGUUCCCCUCCCCUUCCUGCUACCCAGGCCUAGAAGCCCGGCAAUGCCCCUCCCCAGCUGAUGAUGCCAUCUGCCCCCUCAGCCUAAUCCAGAGUUUACACCUCCCUUGUAAAGGUUGGGACCAGGCCAAUCCCUUCACUGCUUAGUCUCAUUGGAAGGAGGUGGCUUCUCCUUGGCUGAGAGGCAGAAGGAGUCCGCUUGCUGAGAGCAGCAGAGAAGUUCUCCCCCCACACCCCGUGACAGCCUCCCCUCAGCACUGUGUCUGUGAGCCAUCCCACCUGUAAGGGAAAUAAACAUCUGCCACUAAGACA